Molecule: messenger RNA, 2039 nt
Organism: Cornus florida
Lineage: Eukaryota; Viridiplantae; Streptophyta; Magnoliopsida; Cornales; Cornaceae
Product: AAA-ATPase At3g50940-like
Exons: 2
Coding region: 163-1650 (495 amino acids)
Molecular function (GO): ATP hydrolysis activity; ATP binding
Source: RefSeq, a predicted model, not a curated record
GCUACUAAUUUUCAAAGAACUUCCAAUGGAAGCUCUUUCUAGCCAAUGUUCUAUAAAACGGCCUUUACCCAUAAUUGUCACAAACCAAGCAAGCAAAAGCAAUAACAAACAACACUUGUACCACCUAUUUCUCUUCUAGUCUUUUGUGUCCACCAAAUAGUUAUGAGCAUGUUUUCUGUAUCAAGCAUGCCUUCAACAACAGCAGUUCUGUCGACGUACACCACUUUUGCUGCAUCAGCAAUGCUGGUUAGGUCGGUGUUAAAUGAAGUCCAGAACAUGACCAACCAGCUUAUACCUCAACAACUCCGAGAGAAGCUCUUGUCUAAACUCGGAGGGCUAAUGGGGAACCUUUCGUCUCAAAUGACUCUCAUCAUUGAUGAAUAUGAUGGGCUCUCCCUCAAUCAAGUCUUCGAGGCUUCACAAAUCUACUUGCGCACAAGGAUUAGUCCUUCAGUUCAGCGGCUCAAGGUAUCCAAGGCACCACAAGAGGAAGAACUCUCGGUCACCAUCAACAGAGGGGAAAAGAUCGUUGAUACAUAUGAAGGAAUCCCAUUUGUUUGGGAAAUGAUUUGUACCGAGUCUCAAAGGACAAGCUUCAACUAUGAAAGCAGCUUUUCUAUUGAAAAGGUUGAGCAUCGAUCAUUCGAACUCAGUUUCGAUAAGAAGCACAAAGUGAAGGUAUUGCGCUCUUACUUGCCAUAUGUACUAGAGAGGUCAAAAGCCAUAAGAGAAGAAACCAAGGUAGUGAAACUCUGCUCCCUUGGAAACUACUGUGGGGCAGGAUCAGUUAAUCUUGACCAUCCAUCCACAUUUGACACAUUGGCAAUGGAUCCAACACUGAAGAAGGAAUUAAUUGAUGACUUGGACAGAUUUGUGAGCAGAAGAAAGUUCUACAGGAGAGUUGGGAAGGCAUGGAAACGCGGGUAUUUGUUGUACGGACCCCCUGGCACAGGUAAGUCGAGUCUGGUUGCUGCCAUGGCGAACUAUCUGAAAUUCGACAUUUAUGACUUGGAGCUCACAAGUCUUCAAAGCAAUGCACAGCUUAAAAGCCUAUUGCACUCUACUACGAAUAGAUCGAUCCUUGUGAUUGAGGAUAUUGAUUGCAGUGUUGACUUGCAGAACCGACAAGAUGGAGGUUACAACCAAAGUGAAAGUCAGUUGACACUAUCCGGGCUGCUUAAUUUUAUUGAUGGGCUAUGGUCAAGCUGUGGCGACGAGAGGAUUAUUGUGUUUACUACCAAUCACAAAGACAGGCUUGACCCUGCAUUGCUUAGACCAGGUCGCAUGGACAUGCACAUCAACAUGUCCUACUGCACUUUUUGUGGGUUCAAGAUUCUUGCUUCUAACUACCUUGGUAUAACCAACCACUACAUGUUUUCCGAAAUUGAAAAGCUCGUGACUGAGGUGGAGGUCACCCCGGCACAGGUUGCAGAAGAACUCAUGAAAAAUGAUGAAGCAGACAUUGCACUAGGAGGAUUAACAGAAUUCCUUAAAAGGAAAAGGACAGAAUGCGAUCAACCAAAUGCAGGAGAAAAAGGAACCCAUGAAGAAGGAAAAGGAAGUGAAGAAAACAAGAAAAGUGGUGAGAAGAAAGUGAGGAACAACAAGAGAAAGGCUAAAAGAGAAAAAAGGAAAUCCCCAAGGUUCUAGGGCUUUGAUCAUUGCAUCCAAUAAUUCGACACUUCAAUAAGUAAUAAAAAUACUUCCACCAUGUCUAUUGAACAAUUUGUAAUAGGAGACUCAGCAUCUCUGAUUGCCUAUAUAUGGUUGAUAGGAUAAUUAAUAAAGGAAUAAUGAUUUUCUCGAAAUAAAAAUUGAAGGUUGAGAGUUGAAGUCCCUAUGAGAGUAAGUUUCAAAUUCAACAACCACCACCAAGCCUUUUUUCCCAAUUACUUAGGUUGGCUACAUGAAUCAUAUGUUUUAAUUCCGCUCUAAGGGCAUAGCCUCAGUCAAAUAACAUGCUAUCAUAUCCCCUUUCUAAGCGACUCUACCCGAGUUAAUUUCGCUUUUCCACUAAUAUUACCCUCCAUGUGGAUUAU